Molecule: messenger RNA, 17031 nt
Organism: Orcinus orca (killer whale)
Lineage: Eukaryota; Metazoa; Chordata; Mammalia; Artiodactyla; Delphinidae
Gene: PRSS45P
Product: serine protease 45
Biological process (GO): proteolysis
Molecular function (GO): serine-type endopeptidase activity
Source: RefSeq, a predicted model, not a curated record
GCGGUGCUUAGCUCACCCGCCCGCUUUUCCUCCGGUUCUGCCCGCCGCCUGAGUUCGGAGCUGGGGGCGUGCUGCUGCGAAGGCUGUCACGCCUGUCCCGCGCGGUUUCCAGGUCCCAGCCCACGACCCCCGUGGGCGGCUCAGCGGCCACGUGCUGGGUGGCGGUCCCGUCACCGGCUGCCCUCGCCAAAACAUGGGAUUCCACCCCACUCCACCCCUAGUUACUCGGCCCAGCCCGGACCCUUCACCAGCUUUGAAGAAGCAAGCUGCCAUGAGUCCUACAGCCAAAGGAAACGAAUUCAGGCAACCACUGAUCGAGCUUGGAAGCAAACUCUUCUCUAGUCGAGUCUCCUGGUGGAUGAGAACCCAGCCCUGGCUGACACCUUGAUUGCAGCCUUACAGAAGACCCAGGUGAGGGUGACGGACCCAAGGAGGAUCCUGCAGUGAGCCCGGCAAUCCAGGAGGCCCCCUCAGCUUUAGGACACCUAAAAUCCCUGAAGAUUCCAGUACCCACUGUGUCUCUUGUGCCGCCCACACCCCCAGUGGGAGACACUUUGAAAUCAUUACAGGACCCUGUAUUUGGAUGCUUGCCUCCUCAAGCUAUAAGGACCUUACAGUGAAGAUGGGAAACACAUUUUUAUAUUCGGAUUGCCUAAGUGCAGUGGUCGUUCCAGUUCAAGACAUCAUUUGGCAUAGGGAUUUUAAUGCGAGCCUUAUCACUAACGACAUUGCCCUUCUUCAGCUGGCCAACUCUGUGAAUUAUUCUUCGUACAUUCAGCCAGUGUGCCUCCCUGAAAAGAAGUUUGACGUGAAAGCUGGGACACAGUGCUGGGCAACUGGAUGGGGCCGAACUUUAGAAUUCGCCACAUCACUGCCACGUGUUCUUCAGGAGACUGAGCAAAUCAUUCUUCACCACAAGGAAUGUAAUCAGAAGAUACAGACACAGUUAGGAGUCCAUCGCCAAGUAGUUGGAAGAGGGGUGAUCUGUGGCUAUCACGAAAAGAUUAAAAGUCCCUGCAAGAUUCUCAAAUCAAUAUAAAUUAUGAAGCUCUCCAAUGCACGAAGCCCAGGGACACAAGGUUAUGAUCAGAGGCUGGGCGACAAGGUGCCAGCACUAGUCCAGGGAUUUGGAUGUGCCUUCACCGGCCAGGUUUUGGGGGACAGUCACCCACUUAAGGCACUUGGGGGUACUUCCAUGGGACUGGCCACCACGGAGGCAAUGACAAGCCCCAGGCUCUGCAGUCAUCUUCAAGGAACCCGCACGAGGUGGGUUUACAAAGGAGACAACACCAAACCAGCUUGUGGCAAACCCUGGUGGCCGAAGAAUUUGGACGUGACACGCCAUUGGCCCUGGGAGGUGAGCCUCCGAGUGGAAAAUGAGCAUGUGUGUGGAGGAGCCCUCAUUGAUCUCGACUGGGUAGUGACUGCUGCCCACUGCAUCCAAGGCACAAAAGAGUAUUCAGUGAUUCUCGGCACCUUCAAGCUGAAGCCCACGGACUCCACGAGGGCCCUCUUGAUCCCUGUGAGGGACCUCAUUACGCACCCCAAGUACUGGGGCCAGAACUUCAUCGCGGGUGAUGUUGCCCUCCUCCAGCUUCACACUCCUGUCGUCGUCAGCAAGUACGUGCAGCCCAUCUGCCUCCCGGAGCCCAACUACAACCUGAAGGUUGGGACGCAGUGCUGGGUGACUGGCUGGGGCCAGGUUAAACAGCGCUUCUCAGCCAGCUCCACACUGACCCCAGAGUUGCGGGAGGCCGAGGUGUUUAUCAUGGACAACAAGAUUUGUGACCGGAUUUACCGCAAGAAGUCCCUCAUCCCCCGCGUUGUCCCCCUUGUCCUGGGGGACAUGAUCUGUGCCACCAAUUAUGGAGAAAACUUGUGCUAUGUGAGUUUCUGGGAGGUUCUGGCAGCUCUCCUUCGGUUGGGAUGACCCCAGGUGGGGGGCAUUUCCCCAGGGGGAGGUGUGCUUGGCCUCCCUCUUUGUCAUCAUCAUCAGGUAGUGCUCUGCUCCUAUCUGCCUUCCCCGUGAAUUUGAUUUUGCCUGAUAUUCUGGGAUGGGAUCCCCAACUGAGGAGUGAAGGAGGACUCCAGGUAGUGAGAUCCUCAAGGAAUGAAAGAAGCUUCCAAGCAGAACUCAGAGGGUGGGCAUUCUGGGUCCCCCAAUCCCUUGGGUCCCAGCUGGGUCCAGAGCCUCCAUCACUCCUCUCUCUUUGCCUAGGGGGGGACCCUGGGGGUUCGUUGGCUUGUGAAGUCGAGGAUAGAUGGAUUCUUGCUGGGGUGUUGUCCUGGGAAAAGGCCUGAGCCCAAGUACAUAAUCCAGGAGUGUACACCCGUAUCACCAAAUACAGCAAAGGGAUCAAGAAGCAAAUAAGCAAUGGGGUUCUCUCAGUCCUCUGCACCUCCUCCUGGCUCCUACUCCUGUCCUGGCUGCUGCAGCCCCAGAUGGGCCCCUGAUCUCCCUUCUCCUUUCUUCUCUGUGCUUUGCCUUUGCCAAAUGGGGCCAGAUCAAGGUUAGACCAAGGUCAUGGGUCUGUAAUCAACAAAGAUCAAGGUGGGAAAAGAGUGGCCCCUGGGAGACUGGGUCCUGCUUUGACCUCCUAGUGGGGAGGAUGUGGUGGAUGACUAGGCUUUGAGUGACCAGGAGAAGGAAAUUGUGGCCUAGAAGGGCUUUGGAAUUGGGGACCAGGAUAGCAGGGAUUAUAUCUGUGCAAACAUGAGCUGGCUCUGUUCUCUUUUCUGGGUGGCCCCCGGGAGUUGGGGGUUGGUGCGUGGGUAAGGCCUCCUGGAAUUAAUUCUGCCAGCAGGCUCCCCAGAGUGGGGACUGAUGGUUUUUGCUAUAUCACUUGUGCUGGGGCUUUGGGAAAGGGCCUGGGCCUGAGGCAUCAGUUUCCUCAACUGGAAAUUGGGCAUGCUGUAAGAGAGCAGUUGAGACAUGCACUGUAGGUGACAGUAGGAAGGACCCACAUAUCGUGCUCCAAAAUCAGCUUUCUCUUUUUUUUAAAAAUGGCAUUAAAAAAAAAAACACUGAUUAUAAAAGUUCCCCUCCUACAUUUUUUUUUUUUUGCGGUACAUGGGCCUCUCACUGUUGUGGCCUCUCCCGUCGCGGAGCACAGGCUCCGGACGCACAGGCUCAGCGGCCAUGGCUCACGGGCCCAGCCGCUCCGUGGCAUGUGGGAUCUUCCCGGACCGGGGCACGAACCCGUGUCCCCUGCAUCGGCAGGCGGACUGUCAACCACUGCACCACCAGGGAAGCCCCCCCCUACAUUUUUUAAAAAUUAAAAACAAUUAAAAGCAAUGUCUGAAUUUUUGUUGUGAUUUACCAAAAAAAUUCAGAAAUACAUGUAAAGAUUCUCCCUUGCUCAUUCACCCCCACCACCAAUGCUGCUCCCCUCCCCAGAAGUAAUCAUUGUUGGCAUCCUUAAAUAAAAUAUCUUUAUGGUUUUUUAAAUAAAUAGAAUCUUAUAUAUGUAUUAUUAAUAACCUACAUUAAAAAAAACUAUAUGCCUUGAAAACCUAUGUCAGUACCUAGAGCUAUUCAUAAUUUUACAUUAUUGCAUGUGUACCGUGUGGAUGUAAUGUAUGUUAUUUAACCAGCACCAGGUUUUAGGCUGUUUCUGACUUGUCAGCAUUGUGACAGUGCUGCCAUGAGCAUAUUCCUGCGUGCUCGGGGGUGGGGUGGGGGAGAGCACAGUCUGAAGCAUUUCUGCAGCGGUCUUCCUAGGAGUGGAUUCAGGGGAGGACCAUCAGAGUAGACACAAAUUUAGUAAUUUUGGAUGAAUAUAAUUUACUCCUCCCAAAAGCUGAACCAGUAUACAUUCACACCUACAGUAUACAAGAAUGAACGCUUCUCCUUUUUGCUAAAAAUGGAUAUUAUUAAUCUUCAAAAAUUUUGCCCAUCCAGUGGUAGAAAGUUAUAUCAUUGCUGUUUUAAUUUGCAUUUUCUUGAUUGGAAAAAUGUCUUUUCAUGUGUUUAUUGAAAAAAAGGUAUACUUUUUCACUAGUAAAUCCUCCGUUCAUAUGCUUAUUUUAGAAAUUAGGUUGUUUAUCUUUUUCUCAUGGAAGGUCUUUAUCUUUUCUAAAUAUUAAGCUUUUGUCAAUUAUUUUACAAAUAUUUUCUCCAGUUGUUGUCACUUAUCUUUUACAAAUAUGUGGAAUAUAUGGGUAAUUUUCCUGUAAAGACUUUAAAAAUUAUUAUUGAAUGAAGUCAGUCAGUGUUCACUUUCUUUAUGGAUUUUGUGGCUUGCUUAACUUGGCCUUCUCCAUCUCCAGAUUAUAAAACUAUCUUCACAUAUUUCUUUUAAUAUUUUGAUAAAUUUAUUUUUUAUGUGUAACUGUAAUCCUUUUGAAAUUUCUGUUAUAUAUAGUGUGAGUCAGGCGCUAACUCUGUUUUCAACUGGAGAACCAACUCGGUUGACAUUAUUUCUUGUAGAGUCCAUCCUUUCCUGCUGAUUUGAAUGUCCACAUUUAUAAUAAUGAAAUCCUAAUAUAUUUGUGGGUGUGGUUUUGAAACCUUUAUUAUUUCCCACUAAUCUGUUUGUCUGUCCCUGGGCUAGUGCUGUACUGUUUCAAUCAGCUUCAUGUUAUGUUUUGUUAAAUGGUAGCAAAAGCUCUCCUCUUCUUUAAAAAAAAAAAAUUGCCUAAUCUACAAAGUUUGCCUUCCAUAUAAACUUUAGAAUCAGUUUGUCGGUUUUCAUUAAAAAUGCUAUUGGUAUUUUAACUGAAAUUAAAUACACAGAAUAAUUUGGGGAGAACUGUCAUUUUUACAGUGUUGAGUUCCUAACCAGGAAUACGGUAUAUGUCUCUAUUCAUUCAGCUCUUCUAUUCAUGGAUGUCUGGAAAACCAUUGAGUUUAUUUCUAAGUAGUUUACAGAUUUUGAUUAUGUCUGUUAUGGGUGGUAUCUUUUCCUAUUACACUUUUUCUAAUUGUGCAUAUUAGGUAUUUUAAAGCUGUUGAUGGAUUUAAAAAAAAACAGUGAUCUUGAUUCCUGGUCAUCUUGCAAAACUGUGUAUUAAAUUCAGUAGUUUUUCAGUUGAUUCUCUUGGCUUAUUUUGGGGUAAUCACAUCACCUAAAAUGGUGACAGCUCCCUCUUGUCCUUUUUGAAAGUCACACCAUUUAUUUCUUUUGCUAUCUCAUUGCUGGAGACUCCAGCACAAUAUGAAAUAGUAGCAAUAAUGGUGAGGGUACAUGUGCUGACCCUGACUUCAUCCUUUCAUUCAUUCCCCAGAUACUUGGAAUUUCCUCUGUGUCAGGCACUGUUUUGGGCCCAGGUGACACAGUUGUGAACUGUUAAGAUGAUUAUUCUUAUUUAAUUUGUUUACUUAGUGAAACACAUGACUAGAUCUCCAGUAGAUUUCUUAGGUAAAUCCUGUAAUACACUCUGGAUUAAAUUUCUUCCGUUUUGUUUAGAAUUUUUGUUCCAAUAUUGGUUUGGCCUACAAUUUUCCUUUCUGUUCCACCGUUGGUGCCAUUGCUAUGCUAGCAUCUUAAAACAUGUUGAGGAGCUUUCUAGUCUUUUCCUGUGCCCUAGAGCAGUUUAUAUAACACCAGCAUUAUCUGUUCCUUACGUUUGGUAGAUUGUGCACAUAAAACUUAUUGGGCCUGAUGCCUUUUUUAGGGGACAAAUCUUUGACUAUUUAAAAAAAAAACUUUAAUAGUUAUUGGCUUAGUUGGGUUUCCCACCUCUUUUUGCAUUAAUUUUACUAAAAUAAAUCAAUUUAGCUUAGAUUUAAAAAUUUUUAACUGAUACGUAAAAUUUGAACCUAUGGCUCCUUUCCUAUUUUUAAUAUUAUUUACAUGUGUACUGUUUCACUUUUCCUAAUUAUUAAAGAUUAAAAUUGCCAAAUUUUUGUCUAUUUCAUAGGUAUUUUCCAAAAAAACACCUGAUGUACUGUUAUUGGUUAGCUUUAUGGUAUCCAUCCUUCCCUCAUAUUACUACAGGUCCUAGUCAGUAGUCCACACUGUCUGCCAUGUUGCUCAUCAUCUUCAGGAAGAAGCUGUCACACUCCCAGCUCCCAAGUGGGUGGCUCAUUGGCUUGAUCUAAUUAGCAUAGUCCAGUUCCCGGCCACCUGACCCCAGUUAGGUUAUCCCAAUAAGCAUAAGCUAUGGUUAGAGGAGAGAAAUGCAUACUGUCUCUGUUUUUUUUUAAUUUUUAUUUAUUUAUUUAUUUUUGGCUGCGUUUGGUCCUCGUUGCACACGGACUUUCUCUAGUUGUGGUGAGCGGGAGCUACUCUUCCUUGUGGUGUGCGGGCUUCUCACUGCGGUGGCUUCUCUUGUUGCAGAGCGUGAACUCUAGGCAUACAGGCUCAGUAGCUGUGGCACACGGGCUUGGUUGCUCCGCGGCAUGUGGGAAUCUUCCCGGACCAGGGCUCGAACCCGUGUCCCCUGCAUUGGCAGGCGGAUUCUUAACCACUGCACCACCAGGGAAGUCCCCAUACUGUCUCUCUUAAUGUGGAUGAGGAGGCAGAAGGAUGCUGGCAACCAUUUUUCAAUAAGGAGAUCAACUCAGAAUGAAGCCACCAUCACUGAAGAGAGACAGAAAUUUUAAGCCUGUUUGAGUGGAAGUUUCUCUUACUUGUCAACUCCUAAAUGGUACAAACUACCUUUUGAUUUUAGUGAUCAAAUAUGCUUCUUUUUGUUUAUUUUAUUUCAUGAAAGUUCUUUUAGCUUUAGUAAUUCAGUCUUCUCCUUUGGGGAGAUUUACUUUAUUGUUCUUUUUCUAACUUCUUGAGUAGUAUGCUUAGUUCAUUAUUAUAGACUUUUUUCAUUUCUAAUAUUUUCACUAAUUCCAUAAAAUUUCCUGUGAGUCUCACUUUGGCCGUAUUUCACAGGAUUUUAUAUGUACUGACCUCAUUGCCAUUCAUUCUAUAUUGUUUUUUAUUUCACACUGUAUUUCUUACUUAACCCAAGAGUACUAUAUGGGUGUUAUUUAAUCUCCUGAUGGAUAGUUUGGGGGAGGGACAGGGGCUUCUCCUUUUUCUCUAUUAAAAAUUAUAUCAAUAUGGAUUUAAUUAUUUCCACAUUCUGGAAUGUGUUGAGGUUUUCUUUGUGCCUAGUAUUUGGUCAGUUUUAUUGAAUAUUUCAUGUGCGUUUGAAGUAAAAGUGUGUGUUUUGAAACAGAGUUCUAGCUAGAACUGACUGGAUCAGGCUUGUUGAUUGUGUUAUUCAAAUCCUCUAACACUUCAAAUAUUUUAUAUCUAUAAAUCUGUUGAUUUCUGAGCGGUUUAUCAUGAGAAUUCAGAGUUUGUCUAUUUCUUCCUGCAGUUCUAACAAUUCUUGCUUCAUGUUUGAAAGCUGUGUUGUUAGGAGUGCAAGGUUCAUGCCUGCUGUACCAUCUUGAUGGGUUAUACCCUAUCAGUGUAAAAUAUGCCUGUUGUCCUAUUUAAUAUUAUUUCUUUUUACAAAGAUCCAGAUCAUAGAGUUCAUUCCUAACUCUGCUGUAAUAAUUGGUUAGGGUAUAAUUUUAUAUUUUGUACAUGUUUCUUACAGAUUUUCCUUGGGGUUAUUUUGUACCUUUUACAGUUUCUUGCUUUGAACAUUUAAUUCAUUUAUUUUCAUUCUUUGUUAUUCAAUAAUAAAUACCUUUACGGUUAUAGAUUUGCCUUGAACACACUCAAAAAGUUUUUUUAAUGCAUUGCUCUAAUAGUAUUUUCUAAAUAGUUUAUAGAAUGUUUUUAUUUCCUUGAAAUAAGUUAACCAACUUUAUUUUUAAAAUUUUCAAGUCAUUUGUUUUAUUUCACUUACUCAUUCUUAUUAAAUCUUUGUGUCAUUGCAUCAUCGUAAAAUAUGUGGCCCAAACUAGUUCCACUUAUAGGGAAAUCAUUGUGGUUUUCUUAGUAGUCUAGUGUGCAGUUGAUUUUUAUAGAUGUUCAAUCCCUCAAAGAUAGACAAAGCUGGAGAAGACUCUCCCACUGCAAGUGAAGUUUUUCCAUUUCUCGUGUAUCACUGUUUGAUGUUGUUACUGAUGACCAGCUUUAAUGUUACAUAGUCAUUAUAAUUUUUAUCUUUUUUCAACAGAAAGUAAUUUUAUUUUUCUGUUUAAAGCUUUUGUCCUGAAUUACAUCUCUAGAGAUUAAUAUUGUCAUUUCUAUUUUUGCUUACAUAUACUUAAUAUAUUUUUGCCCAUCUUUUACUUUCAACUGCUUCAUAUCACUUUGUUUUAGGUGAGUCUCUAUUGAGUAGCAUGUGAGUAGAUUUUUUUCUACCCAAUAUAAGAAUCUCUGACUUGUAAAAGUAGAGGUUUUUCUUUGUAUUCACAUUGGCAGUGAUAACGGAUAUGCUUGGUCUUUAUUCAAUUAUCUUGGUUUUAUUGGUUCAUCAUUCCCCCCGCAAAGCAUUACUUUCCACAAAGGCAGAAGAGUAGAGAGAGUUUUGCUUCUCUGGAUUUUCUUUCUUCUCUCUCUCCCUCCCUCUUUCUCUCUCUUUCCCCCAGAGGAAAUCUGAUUGUAGGAAAUCUGAUUUUCUACCAUGUAUCCCUAAAAAUACAGGGAUAGUUUGCGUUGCUUGUUUUUGAAUUUCAUGCAAUAUGUACCAUUUGGUGUCUGAAUUCUUUCACUCAGCAAUAUGUUUUAUGAGAUUCCCAUGUCACUACAUGUAGUGGUCUGUUCUCAUUGCUCGAGUAUUCCGUGCAUUCAUCCUGCCUUUGAUGGCAGCUGGGUAGUUUCUAGUUGGGGCUCUACCCAACAGUGCUGCUGCCAACAGUCUCAUGUGUCUUUCCUCCUGCAUACGUGUAUGAUGUUUCUAGGGCUCACAACCAGGAGUGGAACUGCAGGUUGUGAGGUAGGCACAUUUUCUGCUUUGCUAAAUGAUUCCGAAGUUUUCCACAGUGCUGGCCCCAGUCCAUCUCCUCUAGCAGCGUAAUGAGCAGCAGUCUCAUUACCCAUGAUCUUGACAACACUGGCAACGGUGUGGAGCAGGAGUGAGCCGUCCUCAUGGACAGUCCCUCAGGGGAUUCUUGGGGUGGGGACUUCAGUGGAGUGGUGGAGAGGGGUCCCAAAAUGUCAUUUAUUCUGCUGAUUCAUGAAGACCCAGGCUUGCAAGCUGCUUCCUCUCAGGAAUUCACCUCCCAGGCCCAAAACACCUGGCCUCUACCCAUGAGCUGUUCUCUUAAAAAUGCAAAGUGGGAAAAAGGAAAACUUCAGUUCCAGCUCAAUCAGUCACAGCAAGGAACUAGCCGUCCCCCUCUCAGAGCCUCAGUUUCCAUACCUCCAGGGGAGCCACGAGAAGGGCUUCAUAAAGGAACUUGAACUGGGCACUGGGAGUGCCUCACAGGCCAGGCACUAGGCACUGUCACAAGCCAGAUACCUGGCGCUAUCACAGACUUAGGGUUAGGGAUACAGGGGCCCCGUCAAGGCCAAGGCUGAGCCCAGGAGGCAGUGUCUCGGGCCAGACAGCACGUGCUGUCACAGGUUCAGGGCAAGGCGUCAGCAGCACCAUUCCAGAGAGGUGUCUGGCAGCAGCAUCACAUCAUGGCUCUGGCAGGCCACAUUGUCUACUUAGCCUCCUGCUGCUGCCCCAGCUGGGUGAGCCCCCAACCCUGGGGCGGAGGCUCACUCCCUGCUGCCCUGCAUGAACAAACCAUGAGUUCUAGAAUUCUCACACAAUAGAGAUGCCCUGCCCCACCCUGCCUCCAAGUCCCAUAACGAGGACCAGUGAGGGCCGUGCAGUUGCUUGCCGUGGCAUGUGGGCAGGGAGAUCUUCAGGGCCUCGCAUCUCCAUUUCCUUCUGCCAGGGCUGAGAAUAAUCUCUAUGUUCAAGGUAGGGCUUUGGGAGCAUGGGAGAGAGGCAGGAGGGCUUUGUUUGCCUGGGUGCCUAUGUCCACUGUCCUCAUGCCUGCAUGGCCUCCAUUUGUUCCUGAUGGGCAUCUCCUCAUCAGACUGCAUGAUGUGCCAAACCUGGGGACCCAGACAGUGUCGAGGCAGUUCCUGUUUGCCAGUGACCAUGAACAUGAGGAAAGAGCCUUAUUAAAAAUGGAAACAAAGUAAUAUCCAUGGAACGGAUUUGGGAGGCACAGUCUCAGAGAACUGGGACUUGUGAUGAGGACGAUGUGAUGUGUGGGUGACUGCUCAUCCCACAUAAGGUAUCAUUCACAUGGCUUAUAUCUCAACACCCCCUGAAGUGGGCUUUACCAAUAUCCACAUUUCACAAUAGGAACCUGAGGCCCAGAGAACUAAGCGCUUGUGGUGCCAGUAUUCAGUACCAGUUUUCAGCAGACUCUUUGGGGGUAAAAAGUGUGGGACCCCAUGUGACAAGGUCUCUGGGCUCCCACCCUAACUGACCACAUGUAAUCUUGUGGUGGCAGCCCUGAUUCAGGUCACCUGCCAGCUGUCCAUUCUGCCCCUUGGCAGAAAAUUUGCUGGCGUGGCAUCUGUUAGUAGGGAUGUGUUCCCCACCUUAGGGAAUUUGUCCUUUUCCUUCACUGUGUGACUCCCCUUCCCAGACCAGUUCCUUGAGUGAGUGAGUGAGUGAAUGAGUGCUCUCCUACUCUGUGCUGUCCUCAGGUAUCUGUGACGUCUGAGGGUGGUGAGGAUGUGCACUGCUCCUUGUAGCUAACUGCUGUGCCUGUGAUGAUGUGGGGGUGAGGGUCUGGGACCUUGUAGGGACAGAGGUCAUGAGCCAAGACACACAUUCCCAUUGCCACAUGUGAGUGCACGGGGUGACAUCGGAAUACAGCUUGUGAGUGGGAGCGCUUGGACUCGAACUCCAAGAAGGGGUAGAGGUCGUCCGCAGUGGAAUCUGUUUGAGCCACUGAGUGUCCCCCAUAUAUGGAAUGGUAUCACUGUGUCUAUGACAAGAUUGAUCCGCAACACCUCAUGCCCCCAAAUUAAUCCAUCAUGGCUCCCUCCAGAUUCAGCUGCUGUUCUUGGUGCUGGCAUCUCCAGGCUGAAUCCCGCACAUCUUGUAUAAGGUUUGGGGGAAGGAGAUCAGAGUCAGCGUUGUCCUGGACGUGAGUUGUGAGGAGUACUGUUCUCUGAAACUGAGGAACCCACUGAAGGUGUGGAGCACAGAAGCAAAGCCCAACCCUACCUCUUAGAGCUGUCACUUUUUUUAAAUUUAAUUUAAUUUAAUUAAUUUAUUUAUUUUUGGCUGUGUUGGGUCUUCGUUUCUGUGCGAGGGCUUUCUCUAGUUGCGGCAAGCGGGGGCCACUCUUCAUCACGGUGCGUGGGCCUCUCACUAUUGCGGCCUCUCUUGUUGCGGAGCACAGGCUCCAGACGCCCAGGCCCAGUAGUUGUGGCUCACGGGCCAAGUUGCUCUGCGGCAUGUGGGAUCUUCCCAGACCAGGGCUCGAACCCGUGUCCCCUGCAUUAGCAGGCAGAUUCUCAACCACUGCGCCACCAGGGAAGCCCAGAGCUGUCACUUUUAAAGUAGCAAAGUUCAUUCUGUGGGACCCUGGGUCUCCAGGGCCUAAGCUUUGUGAGAGAGGGAAGGGCAAGGCUUUGGAAGCUCUCUCUUUCCUACCAAAGUCUCCAUUGGAGCAGGCUGUAAUCUGAAACAAGGUAGCCAUAAACCCACCACAGUAUAUGAGAAGGGCUGGAAAUGUGGCUCCCCCUUGGGGGAGACAGAAUAUAAGACAGCAAGCCAUUGGACAGAAACAUGGGCAAGAAUGGAGCAAUGAGAGGGCAAGGCAGACGAAACUCCAUGGAGAUGUUGGGGCUUGUGCAGGUGCCUGUGGAUCCCUGUGGGGAGCCACUGGUUGAGGGUAAAGGUGACCAGCCAUGGGAGUGUGUGGCAAGGGGACCAGCCAUCCACAUCUGAUAGCAGUACCAGGAGCCCUGGGACAUGGUGGAACAAGACCAAACAUCAAUGGUUUGGGACCCUCUGAGGGACUGCUAUGAGGCAGAGCCCAGUAGAUUUUUCUGCUAAUGUGUAUGAGUUGCAAUAGAUUAUUAGCCUGGUCUGUUGAUUGUUGUACCCUCUCCACCACCACCACGGAACGCGCCCCUGCCGCCCCCCUUCGCCCCCCGCCCUGUUCCCAGGCAAGGACGAGCCUUGCUUGCUGCUGCUGAGUCCCUGAAGCUCUGGUUGGCACUGCACACUGAACUGCUGAAGGGAACACUUUCUGGAACCACGUCUGCUUGAGACAGUGUAAAUACGUGUCCAACUUUGCCUGUAUGAGGAGGUCCAUGACCGCCUGUGACAGCUUCUUGGGCAGCCCAAACUUUACAGCAGGCUAUACAUAAGGAACCUUUUAAUUUGUCUUUAGUCUUGGUCUCCAACCUUUGCUGUAGAAUUUCUCCCUUUCCUGUCCUCAGUGAUGUUCAGUUAUUAAAUACCAGUCCAAGGUGGUCCAGUUCAGAAUCUCAAUCUCCUAUCCAUUUCAAUGCAGCCCCCACUGCUCCCAUUCCUGCUGUUGGAGCCAGUGAGGGGCAAGGAGGAAAUUGAUAAGCAUCUCUACCCAUUUCCUGGUAUGGUCGCAGAGAGCGCACCUCCAGGGCUGGUGGUCUAUGGAGGCAUGCCCUGGAGUUGUACAAUGUGACAUCACUGUCCAUUGCUUUCUGGCUACAACUGACUAGCAGCCCUGCUCAUUGUGCCCCAUCACUUAGCGCUUACUGACACUCACCCCUCUGAUGAUUCUCUCUUCUCCUUCACUUGUGUAAACAAGGGAGAAGGGAUGAAUCCUGGGCUGACGGAUUGUAAGAAGCCCUGGAGGGGUUGUCUGGUCCCCGUUGUUUGGAGGCUGUCUUUAUAACAUGGGGCUCCUGCUGCCUCUGGGCCUUUGGUUGCCACUUUGGGGGUGGUGAGAAAAGCCCCUCCCCGCAUGUGCAUGUGGCAGUGGCUGCUUGUGACGGCUGGAAGUCUGAGGGCUGCCCUUUGCUGCCCGAGAGUCUGCAUGGGGCUGUCAUGGCCCCCUCUCUACCUUUUUUCUAAGGGUCCUGGUUCCAGGCCUGUGGUCAGACUAACAUCUCCUGCAAGAAUGUGAAGGGGAAGCUAGUAGAGGCGGGCAAAUGGCCAUGGCAGGUGAGCAUCCUAUUCCUGGGCGCGAACAACUGCAGUGGCUCCCUCAUCCACCACCAGUGGGUCCUUACAGCUGUGCACUGCUUUCAGAGUUCAGUCAGGGUGGCCCUCCAGUCUCAGGGGCUUUGCUUUCUGGCCUAGGAGGCCCUGCUGAAUCUGGGAAUCCGGGAGUAGGGGCCUGGCUGGGUAGCCCUGUGCUCAGCCUGUGUCUCUCCAACCAUUCCAUGUUUGACCUCACUGCUGGUGAUCUGCCUCCUACCCGUGACCCUGCAGAUCCAAGGACCCCAGAUCAUACUCCGUGAAGAUGGGAAUUCAAUGCCUCUCAGAAAAUGGCACCGAACUCUCAGUCACUCGCAUCGUGAUUCAUGAGGAUUUCACCAGCCUCAUGUCCCAGGAUAUUGCCCUCCUGAAGCUCAGGGACUCUGUCUCCUGGUCCCCCCUCAUCCAGCCUGUCUACCUAACCCUAAACUCAAGCUAUCUCUUGGAUCCAUGUGCUGGAUGAUCGGGUGGGGACAAACAUAUACUCGAGGUAAGUGAAGGCAGGCCGAGGUCCCAAGACACCUGCCUCUUCAGAACAUAACUCCACCACGGGCUCCUCCAUCCAUUCCUUUAUUCACUCAUUCAUUCCGUCAGCAAAUAUUUCCUGAGCACCUACACGUGCUGCACGUUGCCCUGAACUCUGUUGAUAGGAGGAUAUACACAGUGCCCUGGUGUAAAAGACACUCAUGGCGUGUAUGGACCUCAGUUCCCAAAGUUAAGUUAACUCCAAUGUCAAGCUCUCACCUUGCCGCCUGGAAGGAAAUUAAUCUUUGGCUAUUAAUGGGAUUUCUUGUCUGCAGGUGGCACAAGGACUGUGGUCUCAGGGGGGUACCUAGGCAUUGGGUGGCCAUUGUAAACACUUGUUACCUUGAACACCAAUAAUUCCUGUCCCUUGUUGGUGUCAUUCUGAGGUCCUAGAAUUGAGGAGCCUUUGUGGGGUCCUGCCCUCCAACGGGUGGCUCACUCUGGGCUCUAGGGUCUUGCCACAUUGGCAGGUAGCCAUGGAGCAGUGCCCAACCAUUCACCCUCAUGGAAUGUGAAUUACUGGGGUAAUCUCUCCUUGGCUUCAUUCAGUGCUUGGAUGUUGGUCUGAGCCCCUCGGGAGACUUUUUAAUGAGCUCGGGCUUUUUCAAAAGUCAGAUUGUGGUUUGGGGCCUUUAUACAUCACUAUCCCAGGAAAUGACCCUGCCUCCCACAUUACGAAUCUGGAUAGCUCCAAGAGGGAGAUGUGCCAAAGAGCUGAAGGGAUGACGAGGCAGGAUCUCUCUCUCUUCAGAGACCCCACAUCCCUCCUACAGUCUUCAGGAGGUGGCUGUCAAGAUUGUAAACAACAAGAUCUGCAAUCAACAAACAGUACAAGUUCCUCUUCUUGAAGGGCCAGAAAAAGUUAAUAGGGAAUGACAUGAUUUGUGCCAUCUUACAGUGGGGCAUGGACACCUGUCAGGUGCACAGUGUCUAGACCCGGGCGAGAAGACGACUUUCAGUGGUCAUGCAUUCCUUUCCACAUGGCACUGGGAGACCUUAUGAAAAUCUCCUUUCCCUGGGCUUCAGUUUCCCAAUGUGUAAAAUAAGGGUGAAAAUACUUUUCACUCCUCUCCACAAUUAUGGUUAAUAAUGGCAGUACUUCUCAGGUUAUUUGAGCACUUCUGAACAUCAGUCACAUGCCCAGAUCUGGGCCAGAUGCUGGUGGAACGAGUUUAGCAUAAAUGGCAUCAUUCUGUAAGCAAGCUUCUGCUUCUUGCAUCUUCUAGUCAACAUUGUUUUUGAGAUUUAUCCAUAUUGAUACAUGCCUCUGUAAUUCAUUAAUAGCUCUAUCUACAAUAUUCUCUUUUGUGAAUAUUCCACAGUUUAUUCAUUCUCUGUUUAUAAACAUUGAGGUAGCUUCUAAUUUUUUCAUAUCGCAUACUCUGCUGCUCUGAAUAUUCUUACACACAUCUCCCUAUUUACAUGUUCUAGAAUUUCUCAGUAUGGUGCAUCCUGCAAGGAACUGAUGGGUCAUAGGCUGUGCAUACUUUCAUCUUUAAUAGUCAUUGCCAAAUUGUUUUCCAAAGUGAUUGUAUUAAUCUAUAUUCUUUUUUUUUUUUUUUUGCGGUGAGCGGGCCUCUCACUGUUGUGGCCUCUCCCGUUGCAGAGCACAGGCUCCGGAUGCGCAGGCCCAGCAGCCAUGGCUCACGGGCCCAGCCACUCCGCGGCAAGUAGGAUCUUCCCGGACCGGGGCACGAACCCAUGUCCCCUGCAUCGGCAGGCGGACUCCCAACCACUGCGCCACCAGGGAAGCCCCUAAUCUAUAUUCUUACAGCAGUGUUUGAGAAUUCCAUUGUUCCAUAUCCUUGUCAACUUUUGGUAUUGGUCAGACUGUAAAAUGUUUUCCAUUCUGAGGAUGAGAACUAGAGAAAUAGUAUCCCUUUGCGGUUGCAUGUACCUGUCCCAGUUACUAAUGCAACUGUGCAUCCUUUCAUAUGUUUAUUCACCAUUCAUAAUUCUUUUUCUGUGAAUCACUUGUUCAGAUAGUUUACACAUUUUUCUAUUGUUUGCCAUUUUCUUUUUAUUGUAUUUUUAUGUUUGGGAUACUGAUUUUGUGUUCAUUGUGUAUAUUGCAAAUAUUUUCUUUCUUUUUGAUCUUGUAUAUACUCUCCUUUGCUCAACAGCAAUUUAGAUUUUUUAAAACAAAUUUUUAUUGGAGUAUAGUUGACAUAAUGUUGUGAUAGCAAUUUAGAUUUUAUUUCAAUCAAACAUAUCUUCUUUUUUCCUUUUUGGUUUAUGCUUAUUUAAGAAAUCCUUCAUUUUCCUGAGGUUAUAAGGACAUUUUCCUAUGUUUUCUUUUUCCUAAAAGUUUGGGAAUUUUGGUUUCCACAUUUGGGUCUUGAAUCCAUGUGCAUUCAUUUUGUGAACGGUGUAAUUUAGGGGUCUAUUUUUAUUUAUUUUGUGUAUGGACUACCAGUUGUCCCAGUGUCGUUCGCUGAAAAAACCCUUUCCUGUACUGGCUGUCACCACUUCUCUCAUAAAUCAAAUUUCUGUAUACACAGGGGAUAAUUUCUUGAGUUGGACACCUUCAAAAAAUUUUUUUUCAUUUUUAAGACAAGUAUUUCUUGUGGUUUUUAAAAUUGAAGUAUAGUUGAUUUAUUGUGUUAGUUUCAGGUGUAUAGCGUAGUGAUUCAGUGUUUUUGCAGAUUAUAUUCCAUUAUAGGUUAUUACAGGAUAAUCAGUAUAAUUCUCUGUGCUCUACAAUAUAUCCUUGUUGCCUAUCUAUUUUAUAUAUAUUGAAUAGUAGUUUGUAUCUGUCAAUCCCAUACCCCUAAUUUGUCCCUCCCUGCUUCCCUCUUCCCUUUGGUAACCACAAGAUUGUUUUCUAUAUCCGUGACUCUGUUUCUGUUUUGCGUAUACAUUCAUUUGUAUUAUUUUUUAGAUUCCACAUAUAAGUGAUACCAUGCAGUAUUUGUCUUUAUCUGACUUAUUUCACUAAGCAUAAUAUUCUCUAGGUUCAUCCAUGUUGCAGAUGGCAGUAUUUCAUUCUUUUUAUGACUGAGUUAUAUUCCAUUGUUAUAUAUAUAUAUAUCUCACAUCUUCUUAAGCCAAUUGUCUGUGGGUGGGCACUUGGGUUGCUUCCAUGUCUUGGCUAUUGUAAAUAGGGCUGCUAUGAAUAUUGGGGAUGCAUGUAUAUUUUUAAAUUAGUGUUUUUGUUUUUUCCAAGUAUAUACCCAGGAGUGGAAUUACUGGAUUAUAUGGUAGCUCUACUUUUAGUUUCUUAAGGAACUUCCAUACUAUUUUCCGUAAUGGCUGCACCAAUUUACAUUCCGACCAACAGUGUACAAGGGUUCCCUUUUCUCUAUAUCCUCUCUAACAUUUGUUAUUCGUAGAUUUUUUUUUUUAGUUUAUAAUCAUUUUAUUUCAACUGUUUUUUAAAAUCAUAAAUGAGGUUUUGGAAUCCAAAGUCAAAACAUUUAUUCUUCGUAGCCUCAGAAUUUGGCAAGCAAUUCCAGACCUUGCUUUCCAAAUCCAGUCUUUGCUAUUUUUCAGAGUCUGAGCCCUAGUUUUUAA